Molecule: messenger RNA, 1153 nt
Organism: Zerene cesonia (dogface butterfly)
Lineage: Eukaryota; Metazoa; Arthropoda; Insecta; Lepidoptera; Pieridae
Gene: MED7
Product: mediator of RNA polymerase II transcription subunit 7
Exons: 4
Coding region: 184-846 (220 amino acids)
Biological process (GO): regulation of transcription by RNA polymerase II
Cellular component (GO): core mediator complex; mediator complex
Molecular function (GO): transcription coregulator activity
Source: RefSeq, a predicted model, not a curated record
CAACGACGUUUACCUACUUUACAUGAAAUUACUGAGUUCUAACAAAAAUAACUAUUUACUUUUGAGUUAGGAGUAAUCUUUGAAACUGUACCGUAUAUUUAAAAAUUAAAAUAUUAACCUUAUAAUUGCAUAAUUAUAUAUCCUAUUCCAUUGUACUGUUUGCAUAAAACGGAAACUUCAAUAAUGUCUUCGGAAACUGCACAAGUCAGUUCGUUACCACUGCCACCGAUGCAGUAUAUUAACUUUUACACAGAUGACAAUGUUCGAAGAAACAGGGCCCCACUACCUCCGCGACCUAUUCAUGAUUCCUAUUCAAUGUUUGGAAAUACUUUUAACGCUGAUGACACAAUAAUAAGAUCUCUAGAAAGUCAGGGGUUUCGAAGACUUUAUCCUUUACACUUUGAGAGAAGAAGGGAGCUAAAGAAAUUGAAUCAUUCUCUAUUGGUUAAUUUUCUUGAUCUCUUAGACCUUCUAGUACAUUGUCCAGAUUCACCUAAAAGGGCAGAAAAAGUAGAAGACUUAAGCCUUUUGUUUAUACACAUACAUCAUUUGUUAAAUGAAUUUAGACCUCACCAAGCAAGAGAAACUUUGAGAGUAAUGAUGGAGUUGCAAAAACGACAAAGAGUUGAAACUGCAAUGAGAUUCCAGAAACAUUUAGAUAAAGUCCAGGAUAUUUUACAAAAUGCUCUUCAAAGUUUACCUGAUCAGAACGAAAUGGAGUCCAAUUUCAAAGUGCCCACAGAAAUAUUAGAACAAAUAGAAAGUAAUCAAAAUGACAGUGCUAACCCAGACCCCUGUUAUGAACUUGAUUAUAUAAUGUGUAAUGUUGUUGAUAAUAUGCGAUGAGAUAAUCUAGUAUACUUGUAAUUUAAAGAAUAAUAAAUGAAAACUUUUGAACUCACUGAAACAGACAGUAAAAAUUUCUAUUGUGUACAUUUUGCAAUAAGAUUGAUAGAACAUUACACUAAAUCCUAAAAAUAAUGCAUUUGAUAGCAUAUGCAGUAUGUGUUAUGGAAUACAAUUUUUUUAAUUUAAGAAUGUUUAUCUUUAUGGGGACACAUACAUAUUUAUGUUGUGAUUAAAGAAUUUGAAUUUGUUUAUAAGUCUACAUGAUCUAAUACCGGCAUUAAUAAAUGAAAUAAAGAUUUGUAAU